Messenger RNA from Poeciliopsis prolifica (blackstripe livebearer), 1618 nucleotides. RefSeq names its product transcription factor Sp6-like. The transcript is spliced from 2 exons. Lineage: Eukaryota; Metazoa; Chordata; Actinopteri; Cyprinodontiformes; Poeciliidae. The record is from RefSeq and is a predicted model, not a curated record. Gene Ontology annotation, biological process: regulation of transcription by RNA polymerase II. Gene Ontology annotation, molecular function: DNA-binding transcription factor activity, RNA polymerase II-specific; RNA polymerase II cis-regulatory region sequence-specific DNA binding. Bases 223 to 1125 code for a protein of 300 amino acids.
ACCUGGACCCGUCACGUGAAAUAUGACGAGGAUUUUACCUCCGUGCGCGCACUUCUUCUUGACGAGCAGAGAGCUGAUCUCAGGCAGGUUUUUAUCCGAAGGAACGCAGCCGCAGCUCCGGGGACGCACAGGUUUUCUUCUCACUGCUGCCUGAAAAGACACUGAUCAACUCCUCAAGCAGCUGACUUAAUCCUGAAUCUUCCACCUGCACCACCUGCAUUCAUGGCCCACCCUUACGAGCCCUGGUUAAGGACAGCACCAUCUAGUGGCAGCUCUGAAGAAAUGAACAUCCCGUCCUGGUGGGACCUCCACCGCGAUGUGCAAGCCGGCAGCUGGAUAGACCUGCAGACUGGGCAAAGUGUUGGCGUGCCCUCAGUGAGCACUGGCAGCUCCAUGGGACUGCAGAACUCUUUAGGCCCGUAUGGCUCCGACCCACAGCUGUGCACCAUGCCCCCAGCUCAGCACACCCCCUCCUCACACUCGCCCCACCUCUUCCCGCUGGACGGCUUCAAGAUGGAACCACUGGGACCUGAAAUGCUGCAGCAGGAAACCUUCUCUUUGGAGGAGCCGCAGGAGACCUCUGUGUCAGCUCGGCCCAAGCCCCAGCGACGGUCAUCCUCUCGGGGCGCCGGGCAGACCAUGUGCCGGUGCCCCAACUGCAUCCACGCCGAGCAGAUGGGCCAGAGCGCCGACGACAGCAGGACGAAGCACAUGCACAACUGCCACAUCCCUGGAUGUGGCAAAGCCUACGCUAAAACCUCCCACUUGAAGGCUCACCUGCGCUGGCAUAGCGGCGACCGGCCUUUUGUCUGCAACUGGCUUUUCUGCGGAAAGAGGUUCACACGCUCUGAUGAACUGCAGCGCCACCUGCAGACACACACCGGUGCCAAGAAGUUCAGCUGCGCUUUGUGCCCGCGAGUGUUCAUGCGUAACGACCACCUGGCCAAGCACAUGCGCACCCAUGAGUCCCCGCCGGGACACGGGGAGGAGAGAGUAAAUGGGGAUGGGAAGGGUUUUGAUGCACCCACACCUCCACAGUCGGCGUCUGACAGCACAGAGCCUCAGCUGAAGCUGAAAAGUGAGAUUGACCCUUCGGUUUCAAACGUGACAGGGCAGUCUGGCUAAUUUUAUCACUUGGAGGAGAUGUUUGGUAGUAAGAAAGUUCUGUCCUCUCUGUCACAGAGGGAGAAUAGUUUUAUAAUAGAGUAGAAGAACGGUUUGGACACAUUAUUACUGAUGAAAGCUGGAUGGAAAGUAUGCAACUCCUGUGGUAGUGAUAGAAGGGAUGCUACAGCACACAGAAAACACAGGGUUGUAUGCGUUGCGCAGCUAAAACUCUGCUCUGUAGAUUUUAAAAGGAAUCAAAGGAGAGCCAGAGGUGCAGCGUGCUGCUCGACCCGCCAGCAGACCAGAGGACGGACAUGAGUCCAACUGAAAACAGAUGUUUACGUGAAACUUGUUGAACAUGUUACUGAAAGUGACGAGCAGGUCUGCUUCCAACUUUUUUAAAAAGGAGACAAUGAUAAUAUUUUUUGUUUGUAUUUAAUUUCCUGACUACAUGAGUGCAGCCCACUGUACCAGGAGACAAAACGUUUUUUUUUCUGUUGAGAGCACACAG